Phytomonas sp. Hart1 is the source of this 2085-nucleotide messenger RNA. The record is from the annotation of a GenBank genome assembly. Lineage: Eukaryota; Euglenozoa; Kinetoplastea; Trypanosomatida; Trypanosomatidae.
AUGGAUGGGGAGAAGUACAAGCACACCAACUCCCCUAUCGGCUGUGGGUCGGGGACGGGGGAUCCACCGUACCGGGCGAUGAACCCGCACCUUCGCGUUCUGCGGGCGCUGCUGCUCGAGGCGCUGCGGAAUCCGGGGUUUUGUGUGGUUGUGGGGGGGGGAGGGCCCUCAGGCGACGCGCGGCCGUCCCCCUCCCUUUCCACCUCGUCCUCCCCCCCGCCCAGUCCCCCUUCUCCCCCUGGCCCUGUGGGGCUGCUUUUACGCCAGGACCCUUACUUGACCUGGCUUCUGGGCAUCGUCCUGCGCGACUUGGGCAUGAGACAGGAGAGCGCGACCUACCUCCUCGCCAGCGUCUGUGUGAACCCGCUCCUAUGGAUGGCCUGGCAAGACCUCGAGACGCUCGUGAAUCAGGAGUCCCAGCUCGAGGAGCUCCGCGCGAUUCUAGAGGAGUUGGAACCGGACUUUAUGGUAGAGAUCUUCUUGGCCCACGCCAAGGCGACUCUGGGUUUGGCCCCGCUCUCUGCGUGCGCGACCCUGACGAAGUCGCCACCACCUAACGGCGCGGCGGCUUUAGGGCGGCAGCCCGAUCCCAGCGCGACAUCCCCACGUCGGAUGCUCAACACUUGGCAGGUGCUGAUUCAAGGCAAGUUCCCACGUAGCCUCUAUCUCCGCGUUCAGAUGGCUUCCUACUUUUGCCAUCAGCGGAAGGAGAUGGAACGUGCGGAGCGUGUGUAUGAGGAAAUCCACAGCACCGAUCCCUAUCGCAUGGACUUUAUCGUUGACUACUCUAACGUCUUGUUCAUGAAACCCGACACACUUACGCUGAGCAGCCUUGCUCAGAAGAUGUACCACACGGAUCCUUUCCGCGCCGAAAGCAACUUCGUUGUAGGGAAUUACUACGUCCUCCUGAAGCGACAUGAGCGGGGAGUGCUGCACUUUAGACGCGCGACAGCAAUUCGGCCGCACUUCGUGGCGGCGUGGACCCUACUGGGGCAUGCAUAUGUGGAGACGAAGAACACCAAUGCCGCGAUCGAGGCCUAUCGUACUGUUGUGGCGCUCGAUGAGAGGGAUUAUCGCGGUUGGUACAACCUCGGGCAGAUUUACGAGCUUCUGCAGGCCUAUCAUCACGCCUUAUUUUAUUAUUGGCAUGCCACGUCGCUGAGGCCGACCGACCCGCGCAUGUGGAUUGCGGUGAGCGAAUGCCUUGAGCACGAGGGUCGGUUGGGAGAGAGUAUUAUAUGUUUGGAGCGCGCGGAGGUCUACGAACCCCGCAACUCGGAUGUUUAUCCGAACAUGGUGCUCACCAUCGGGAAUUACUAUAUCGGCCGCAAGAACUUUCUACGAGCAUGUAUUUAUCUUGAAAAGCUAGCUCGAGCCACGAAGGCUUCUGAAGAUGACCUUCGCUUCGUGUUACCCUUUUUAAUACAGUACUACGUUGUUCAGGCGCAGGAGGAGGUUGAGCUGAUGAUACGAGGAUGUGUCUAUGAGCCACCCGUGAGUUCCACUAACGUAUCGGUCGUUUUAAAGUGUACUCCACAACAAGAUCGGCCCGACUUUUCGCGUGUACGAUUGCGUGUGCCACAGAGCAGCACGGGAAGCACUUCCCACCUGAACCUUUCCUCGAAGUCACAUUCUACUGGAGACGACGAGCACAGCGGUGAUCCGCGUUGUGUUAGAUGCUUAUCAUACCUUUCCGCGGCAGGGGCCCACAUAGAUUCCUUUUCUUUUCUUAUGCGAGAGUUGGGAGCGUCCAUGACGGAAAGCGAGAGCUUGACCGGCACCGAUCCCUCACUGUUCUCUCCAGAAGCGCGAGCGACGGUUGGGAGCAAGUCCCCGUCCGUUCGAAAGGUGCGGCAUAACAGUGAGACGAUGUCUCUUCACAAAACGAACUCUCCGAUCCUCGGCACCACCCUCCACUCAGCGGCUUCCUCCACCGAGUCAACCUCACCAACCACAGUAGGGGUUCACACGCACGCUCUGAGCUUCCUUUCGCGGAUGCGGAAGGAAAUUGCUGCCAUUUACGCUCUGAUUAGACAACGCACGCCCAUGGGCAUUACAUCAUCUGUUACCACGAGGUCCGCAUGA